CGACGACGACGACGACGACGACGACGACGACGACGACGAUCAUCACCAGGACCGUGCCAGUGUGCGUCCAUCGCCGGGCGUCCUCACGAAAUCAUGGAGGUCCUGCCGUGUCCUGUCAAUGUGGAUUUCAGCAACACUAGGGCUGAAAGCGCGACGGACGAGUUGGACGGUGCUUGCCAGGCGCUGGCCAAGAGGCUGGAAGUUGAGCUUAGGAGGGCUAAGCACGCUCAGCUGGCUUGCGGCGAGGUCCUACUGCCGGCUGACUUGCUGCCCAAGAUAGCCAAAGACGUACUUAAUAUGGCAGAGAACGAGCCUUGUGGCCUCCGAGGCUGCACGCUGUUCAUCAGUUUCGAGACGGACAGCGUGUGUCGCAAGCUCUCGAAAAUACAGUGCGAUCCCAGCGCUGUGUCGACCUUCGAGCUUUAUCUCACGCUGAAGCAGGACCACACGUCUUGGCAUAUCCUGCUACCUCAGUUCUUAAAAAAUCUCACGCGCGGUGGCACUAUCAUGAUCAGCAGGGACUUCACUCUGCAGAAGAAGAAGCUCUACAGGUCCUACCAGCAGGCCCAUUGAGAGGUCUCUGUGUCGCCGGAUGCAGAGCCGGAUGAUUUUGUAAGUUCAUGAGCUCCCGUUGCGCCGACGAGCGUAAACGGCCAUUUUUUGUCAGUCUGUCGCCCUGUGUGAGAGCAUGUCAACCGGACGAUGCCGGGAGACCAGGAAGAGGAAUCUAGACAGCGGAAGCGGCGACGCGAAUCCUCCAGGCGUCUGAACACCGUCGCCAUGUUGAUGCGGUAUGUUGCGUUUAACCCUUUAAUCGCGCGAGCCCUAUGAACGCGAGCGGCAUUCCGGCGGAAUGCGCGGCAGCAAUUGUGGAUUUUUGCGUUUAGAAUUUAAUUCGACGAACAAGGCAACUAGGAGUGUGCAGAAGCGCCGACUCCUCGUCGGAGCGCGGUCGCAGUUUAGACGCGGCCGUUCUCUCUUGGAGCAACGGAAGGAAACUUCGAUUUUACGUAGGGCAAUCGAGAUCUAAUAAUAAUAGUAUAGAGACUCAAGCGCUCGGGUGUAUCCACGGAUCUAGUUGUUUGAAGAAGUCGAGGAAGCGCGAAGAAAGUGAGCAUCCUCAGGUCUGAGAAUCUGCAGGAUCUUCAACGUUUCGGAGAGCUCGAAUAUUCGUCGGGAGCGUAGCGAGUAGUAGAACGUCGAGACGUUCCGAAUUCGGAGCCCAAAUCUCUAGGGUCAGCACGAUCUUUCAGUUCGGGCGACGAGUCGAGCAACUAGAUUCGGGGGAUACGAGAGCUCUUGAGAGCUUUUGCGAGAGUUUUACAUUCGCGAGGUCGAGAGACUGUUGAAUUUAAGGUAACUAACAACUUUGAGAUGUGAGGAUUCGCGAAGCUGAAGUUUUCGCGACCGGCACGGUAGUAACGGUAAGUCCAGCUCGUCCUUGGCGUUGAGGGGCGAAUCGAUUGAAGGGUUAACGACAACACGACCGCGAUAUAACGACUCUUUGGUUUUGUUCUGCUGUCACUUUUGCAAUAUUAUAUUCGGGGAGAGGCCUAUGCGUUCGAUAAUUGUGAUAGCGCGAGACAAGUUCUGGCAGUAGCAGAUCUAUCGCGAGGAGAGGCUCGCGCCUUCGUUUUUUCGAAGAAGAUAUGUGAUUAUAAGACUUUUAACAAAUUUCACGUGAUACGUAGCGUAUAUGAUUAGUUUUAGAGCGCGCGUUUUACUGAUUAAUCGUAGUCAGGUAGCUAUAGUCGCGUCGGAUGUUUAGUGACGAUCUUUUGAGGACGCGCGCGCCGCUCUCGGCACGAGAGCUCGCGCGCGUCGUCUGCUUUUUCAUUGAAUGUGGAUGAUCAUAUUUGGAACCAAUGUGGCAACGUAUUUUUCACUAAUGACCCUUUACAGAAAUUCCGCGAGAUAGCCUGGAAAAAUGAACACGAGGUAUGAUUGUUGUCGCUUCAUUGUGGUCGAAUCAUUUGGAUAAUUAGGAAUUGAACACACAGAGCUUGAACAACAACUCACAUCUUUGCGUUCUGAGAGAUGCUUCUUCUCUCAGAGAAUCUUCUCCACUUCGGGAAUCGUGGAAGACACUUUCCUCGAGAAAGUGGUUUUUGAACUUUCAAUUUUUCAGCAAGAGAAUCUAUUCCCUUUAAGUAACGGAAAAGAUUCUGACGGUGUGCUCGCGAUGUGCAUUUUUCCGGGGUGUCUUGCACGUCGGUUUGGUAGAUGAUGAAGUCCAGUCCAUCCCGUCAUUCCAUCUCACGAUCUUCCCCCUCGUUGUUCUCUGCCUUUGUGGCACAGUCGCCAUGAAAAAUCUCAUAUUAAAUUAUAAUAAUAUCUAUUCUCUCGUGGUAUCGGACACACGAAUACGUUAACGCUCGCGACAAUUGUCUCGAACAGUUCGUUUAAGCCGUCGUAUCUCGCUGCGACAAAGGCAGCGCACUUUCAGUUUUCAAUUCUGCAGGCCGGUUCAAUUCUUUUGCCUGGACCAAGUCCCGAAACCCCGUCGUUACAGUAUCCUGUCGCGUUUUAGAAUUUCGCUUCACCGCGAUCCCGCGCGAAUACGAAUUAUUUCGGUCAGAUUGACCGAAAUAAUUAUUCGUAUUCGAUGGGUUUCUGUGAUGUUCAACACGCAUGACACACAGACUUUCCGUUCGUGAUAUCAGCAGAGAUUAAGACCUCCGAACGGAACCGCGACGAAGAGAUUGGCGGAGAGCAAAGUGGUACAACUUCGAUCGCCUCGGGACGCGUCUCAACUCGCUAGUAAGCGAACAAAAAACAAGUCGUUAUCGCGUAACAUAUAUAUAUAUAUAUAUAUAUAUAUAUAUAUAUAUAUAUGUACGUAUAAAAAAAGAUAAUCAUAGAAAGCCGUAUGCAAAAGAAUGACGUAUGCAUUAUGUAUGUUCGCUAGAUUAGAUAAGUAAACUAUAAGUCCUCUCCCAAUGCAUAAUUAGUCCGUCUCUCGAAAUUGUACCGCUUUGAGCUUCACUUUGUAGUGUUUCCAGCACACUUUUGCAAAUUACCGGCGACGAGUUCGGCUCGGGCUGGUCGUUCGGCAAAACUCUGGAAAGGACAAAACGUAGUCGGGUUAAAAAGAAAGCUUGAUGUUCAACCGUUAUUAUCGUCUUGGCUGCAGUCUAUAUGUAUCGUUUAUUAUUAUUAUUAUUAUUAAUAUUAUUAUAUUAUCAUCAUGAUUAUUACUAUUAUACGUUUGACUAUCGUACGUAUUGUUGCUUUUCCAUGCGUUCCGGUCGAUAUCCGUUCGCGUUCGCGUUUUUCACUUCUUUAUCCAGGCGCGAUCCUUCUUUUCGCUUUGCUUCUUUCUUUUUUCUGCGCCUUUGAAUUAGUAGUUCGCUUCUGUCAUCGGUCGCUUUUCGCAACGCGAUCAGAGACCCGCUGACGGUAUUGUGAUAUUAAAAGUUACGAAGUGAUUAUGAGAAAAAGAAGUGAGUGUGAUUGCCGUUGGAACUUAGAUUAAGGACGCUCGUUUCUUGCUUUUCUUCGGGCGGGUCAGCAGUGAGGGAGAGAGAUGUCGCACGGAAUUAUACGGGGAUACACGUCCGUUUUGCCGUUUUGGCGUUCGGCACGAAAGUGCCAAAUCGCAGUCGGAAAUCUCCUCGCGGUUUGCUCGCAAGAAACGCGGUGAUCCUUUAAUCGGGCGAAUUGAAUGUUUUGUCGGAAGGGGUGAGAUUCUCUCUUUCUUUCUCUCUCGCGCCCGAAGCAUAGAUGAAAUUUGCGAUUGAAGCGCAUUGAUUUCGUUUUUCAAUAAAGUUUCAUGAUACAGAAUCGCCUCUUUCUCGAGAUGAGAGGUGAAUAACUGAUACUUUUUUCUCUUUUUUUUUACGGCGGAAUUGGCUGCUUGCGGUGGAAAAUUUUUAUGUAUUUUUAUACGUUUGCACGCGCGAUUAUAUGUUGUAUAUAUUAUAUAGUAUAAAUUAUGCGCGCGCGAUCUCCCUACUGACAAAAUUCAAUGUUGUGUGUGUAUAUGUGUGUGUAUAUGUGUGUGUAUAUAUAUAUACAUAUACAUACAUUUAUGUACGUAAAUAUAUAAUUUGAUACGAAGAAACAGGGACUUUCUCUCGUUUUGACAAAAAAUUUCGCCGGCUCGAUACAUAUUUAAUUAAUUAUUUUCUCGCGGAACAAAGGAUCUGAGUUAAAGAUAGCAUUUACAGUAUGAGAGUUCUUAUUACUUUGCGUAAUCUCAUCACGUCAGAAUCUGUAAAACAAGGGAUUUUCUUAAGUUCUCGGAAUGAUUGGAAAGUAAGGAUCGCAAGACUAUUUGGUAGAAAUUCGAAGACUACUAUACUAAGAAAGGAACACUUGAAAAUAAUUUUUUGUAUGGAAUAUAAAGUUUAUUCGUAGAAAUAAACUUUAUUCCAUAGAAAUAAACUUUAUUGCACAGAAAUAAACUUCAUAACCCAAAAAUAAAUUUUCAAGUAUCUUUACCCAGUGUAGGAGAAAAAAAAUCACGUGAAUUGACAUCUCAUUUCGUUAGAAAAAAGUUCAAUUUGGAGAGAAACUCCACCAAGGGAGGAACCCCGAUCCUCACCUUGAUGAUUUCGUGACGAAGGAAAGAUUCAAGCGAGGCGUCGCCAUUUUUCCUUUCUCUUUUCUUUUUGAAAUGAGAGGCGAUGGAACUACGACGACGAGUUCAACUCGUCCUCGCCUCUUAACAAACUAAAUGAUGGUAUCGAACCGGUUAAUGGUUUAAGGGGGAAGAGACAGAAUCCCGUCCAGAAAACUUUCCCACCAUCCUCCUCCGAGUCGUGCAUCCACCAUGCAUCCCUCUGCUUUGAUGGUAAAAAAAAAGAAAGAAAAGAAGGAGAAGAAAAGAGAAGUAACCAAAGGGUCACGUGAGAAUGAGAGACAGCCACGUGUAAAGUUAAACGCGCGGUGUAAAUUGUGGGCUAUCGCAUUUUGCACGAAGGUGUAAGACUGAUUUGCUGAUGUAACGAGCGAAUGGACGAACAAACGGCAUAAAAGUGUUGCCCGUUUCAAGUUAGCCGGCACUUCGCGAUAUCAGAUGAGAGUCAUUGCUCCGAAAAAAUUGACACUAAACUGAAAAAGAAAUACUUGAUAAUCUAUUUGGGACACAAUUUAUUUCUGUGAAAUAAAAUUUACUUCUGCGAAAUAAACUUUUAUCUCACAACAAAAUUUUCAAGCAUUUCUUUUUCAGUAUACACUAAAAAGAAAAUGCUCUGAAACGUAUUUGUGGGAUAACAGUUUCUUCCACGGAAAUAAACUUUCCUUUACAGAACUUUAUUUCGUAAAAAUAAACUUUAUAUCCCGCAAAUAAAUUUUCAAGUAUUUCUUUUUCAGAGUGUACACUUGGGAAAAAAUGGGAAAUUUGUUUGUGGGAUAUUUUUAUCUUAAAUUUUUUCAUGGAAAAAUAACUAAAUAAUAACUAAAUAAUAACUUUGGUUCAUAGAAAUAAAUUAUAUUUCGUAAAAAUAAACUAUAUUCCACAAAGAAAUAUUCAGAUAUUUUUCUCCUCAGUGUAUAUAUGUCACGAGAAAAAUCACGGGUUGUUUGUGUGUAAUCGUAAUGGAAAACGAAGGGAGAUCACUCUUUGCUUUCGACGCGUCGAUUAUCAUCAUCAUCGACGCCUGAUUUUUAAUUGUCGAUCUGAAAAGACCGCGGCUUUCUCUUCGGGCAAUGAUAUUUGUAAGGGCGAUUAGCGAAACCGAGAGUUUAAACAAAUUUAAACUUUUGCAGAAAUAAAAUAUAUAUGAACCUAAUUACUUGGCUUUUCAUUUCGGCUGAACAGUUCUAAAGAUGAAAACACUUCUGUAGAGAAAAUAAAAUUUUCCAUAUUUUUGCUAAUACUUCUAAAAGCAUAGAAGAUAUUGAAGAAAUGCCUGUUUACCAUAAACAACGCUACAUUUUAGAAUUUUCUUCUACUUCUUAAAGAGCAAAAUUCAACUGGAUUAGUAAAUUUAUCAAGAUGUAUUGAUAAAUAGCCGCUUUUAUACCAUGCAUAUUUAAAUAAACUUUGGAAUCUUAGAGAAAAAAACUGAUUAAGUAUCAAGAGUUGUAAUUUUAUGAUAUUAUUAUGCGAAUGUAAAUUAACAUAAAGAUCUUGUGAAAAAUUUUUUAUUUUAUUAUUACAGAACAAUAAAAAUUUUAUUACAGAACAAUAAAAAUUUUCGAAAGUAAGGGUGUAAAGGAAUUGAAAAAUUUUUUUUUAAUUGUUAGUCAUAUUAAAGAUAAUUGUAUAUCACAAAAUUUGAUAUUUAAUAUUUUUUCAAUAUCUCAUAUUUUCAAAGAUAUUUGCAAAAAUAUAGAAAGUUAAAUUUUCUUUGAAAAGAUAUUUUAACCCUUAGAACUAUUUUUCAAUCAAAAUGAAAAAUAUCUAACAAGGAAAUCUUGUCUAUCGGCCUUUUAGAGGGUGAAAUGCCUUUAAACAAAAAUCGAUAUUUUUCUUUCGGAGCGUGGAUCGUCAAAGUUAUAAGAGAUAAGAAAAAUUUUCUUAAUAAAAAUUUAAUGGUACGUAAAGUAUUUUACAAUUUGAGCGUUUUAGUUUUUUAAAAGUGUUAAAAUUUUAAAUAUACUCCUAUCACUUACCAAUUUUUUUUAUAAUCUAAGAAUUUUUUUCUUAAAAAAAGUAUAUUAAAAAAUAAAAGGAUAUUUUAUGCUAAAUCCAAAUAUAUAUAUUGGUGCCAUUUUCCGACAUAUGAAUUUUUCGAAAAAUAAGUGGGAACAUCUUUAAUAUAUCCGCAAUGCUAUAUAUAUCCAAUCCAUUUGAUACAUAUACGUAACACGGUCUCUUCGAAUUUCCUCAUAGUGAGAAACGAUACUGAUGUGCAGAAUAUAUAAUCAUAAAACAUUUCAAUAUAUAACAAUAAGAAGAAUAAUAAUACUAAUUAUUUUGUACACGACAGUACUCAUAUAUUCACACUGUGUCUUUAUAAAAAAAUAUAUAUACACUUUCUCCGAAAGUGAAAUUUUAUUUAUGAAAAGUUUCUGAGUCUAUUUGUAGGAUGUAACGUUAACUAUUACGACGGAAGCGAUACACGGAAUUGCAAGAUCGCUUAUGUUUAUUAACGCGACGUUUUCGCUUGACUUUUAUAUAUAUAUAUAUAUAUUGGCUGCGCUUCAAUAUUCAUUGUAAAUAUUAAAAAUUUAUAAAAAAACACAUACGCAUAUAUACAUGCAUAUACACAAAUAAUUUGAACUAUUUUCAACGUUGGCAGUAGUUUUGGAACACAGCCAUUGUGUGAUACGUAUAUUACUGUUGCAUUUAUAUAUCGGUUACAAUGUAACUCGAGAAUAGUGCAUUUUAACUAUUUGCGAUAUUAGUGCGAAUAUUAAAUGAGGAUAAUACGGAUAGAGAAUACUGAUGCGAGGAUAAUACUGACAGUGUUAACGCAUGCGCCGAAUAUUUUUUCAGGACUUAAUAUAUAUUUUAUUUAAUACAACGUACGCGGCGAAUUUACCUUUCAUGUCAGACCAACUCUUUUAUCUUAAAUUAUUAAAUUAAUCCUUAUACUUCAUCUCCUAUUUCAAUUAUGAACUAUAUACUUUUCUUUAUUCUUAUAUAAUAACAAUAAUGUUUUAAUACUUUUUCAAAAUCAUUGUUAACAUCAUAUAAGAAUAAAGAAAACUAUACAGUGUAUGAUUGAAAUAGGAAAUAGUGUAUUAGGAUCAAUUUGCAUAAUUCAAAAUAAAAGAAUUUGUCUGACGUGGAAAGUAAAUUCGCCGCGUACGUUACAAGUCUGGAAAAAAUAUUCAGCGUUAAUAUUGCAUUAAUACUGUAAGAGAGUAUUAUUCUCCCAUAGUUUACUAUUCGCACUAAUAAUCGCGACUGGAUUUCAUUGCCAUAUUUUCCCUCAUUUUAUUGGAGCACAUCAUAGGAUCAUUAUUUAUUUAAUUCAUAGUACACUGAAAAUAAAAUAUAUAUACAAAUAUAUAUUCAAUAAUAUAAAUAGCUUUUCAAGAUUGAGAUAAAUAAUCUUUGAUAAAAAAUAAUUAUAUGAAAGAAAGAAUGAAAAAAGAAUGUAAAUGAAAAGAUUUUGUAAUAUAGGAUUUUAUUUGGAUUCAUACACACACACACACACACACACACACACACGUGGGAAAAGAUAAAAAUAGAUUAUACACAUAUGUUCAUACGCAUGGUUUCGAUGUUUCUUUUUAUUUCCAUUUAAUCAUUUGUGAUUUUCUUCUUCUAAUUCAAAUUUGUUCUCAUACAUUUGUUGUAAUUUGGUUUCUAUUUUUCCUUUUACUUCCAUUUCAUCAUUUGUAGUGGGAGUUUCAGGCAAAUUUAAAGAUGUAAAUACUGCUAUACUGCGUAUAGCAGCAUUACUACGUUCAGCGGAUUGAACAUUUUAUCUUAAAAGUUAUAAACAUUGUAUGUACAUACAUUAUAAUAUUUAUAGUUCAUACAUAUUGAACAUAUGAUGAUCAUGAAAGAAAUGUUAAAUAUAAAGUGAUUUCUUAUAUUAAGCGUAUGUAAUUAUCAAGAGACAUUGUAAUGUCUCGCGCCAAGUGCACGCGCAAAGCGCGUAGCAAUAUCGCUACAAAUAUCGCAUGUUGCUUUAUUAGAUUUCUUUUUGGAACAAAAGUUUAUAGGUGUUUCAAAUUCUGAUGGUUUUUCUUCUAUAUAACCGCUUUUAUACCAUACAUAUUUGAUUAAAUUUCUAAACUUUGAUGGCGAAAAUUGAUAGUGUGUUAAAGAUUGCAAUUUUAAAAUAGUAAUCGCGAGCAUAAAGUUCUAUUUCCAAAUCUAAAAACAAUACCGUAUCCGAGAAAUGUUUUAUAAAGUUUUUCUAUAAACGGAAAUCAUACGGGAGCGGUGCACUUGGACACGGUGCAUUUGGACACAGCCAAUCACAGCACCGUGUGAUUAGAGACAUUUGUAGGGUCCCUUGGAAUAGCGACUUGUGAUUGGACUGUGUCCAGUUGCCCCGUGUCCAACUGAUAUACACCCAAAUCAUACACAUCUAACGGUCUGACACAUUAUUUCGUUCGUUUUCCGUAUCUUCUUCUUCUUCAUUUAUUAUUACUUCCGCUUCCGGUAUGUCGAAUGAAUUUUGGGAAUCAAGAAUCUUCUUCUUCUAUUUCAUAUUUGUUCUCGUACAUUUGUUGUAGCAUAGUUUCUAUUUUUCCUUUUACUUCCAUUUCAUUAUUUGUAAUGAGAGAAAUUCUUCUUUUGCUAUUUCAUAUUUGUUCUCAUAUAUUUGUUUUAGGUUGGUUUCUAUUUUUCCUUUUAUCUCUAUUUCAUCAUUUGUAAUGGGAGUAGAAAUAUAUUUUAAUUUUGGAUUUAAUUACUGAAAGUUUACAGGCUCGAGAUUACGAAUAAGAAUAUUGAUUUCAUUAAAGCGGUUCCAUGUAUACUUAUGAUGAUCAUAAAAGAAAUAUUGGUCCUAAAAAAUCUAUAAAUGCGAUUUCGUGUUUUAGCGGAUCUACUAUCAAAUUGCAUACAAAAUGUAAGGGAGGAAUGCUAGUCUUGUAUCAUAAUGACGAAAGAUUGUCCAAUUUCCCUCAGGCGCAUGGACGUGCGUUUUUAUGAGUUGUUACAAUAUAAUCGCGACACGAAACGGUGACUAACUGCGCUUGUUGAAUACAAAAUGAUUUCUUACACCAAACACAUGUAAUUACAGCACUAUCGCCGCAAAUAUCGCAUGUUGCUUUAUUAGAUUUUUUUUAAAACAAAUAUUUAUAGCUGUUACAAAUUCUGAUGUUUUUCUACUAUAUAACCACUUUUAUACCAUGCAUAUUUCAUUAAGUUUCUAAACUUUGAUGAUAAAAACUGAUAGUGCGUUAAAUAUUGCAAUUUUAAAAUAGUAUCGCAAUUUUAAAAUAGUAUCGCAAGCAUAAAGUCGAAUAAAUUUUGGAAAUCAAAAGACUCUUCUAUUUUAUAUUUGUUCUCAUUACAUUGUUCUCGUUUCAUUUGUUGUAGCAUAGUUUCUAUUUUUCCUUUUACGUCCAUUUUAUCAUUUGUAUACGAAAUCGCAUUUACAGAUUUUUUAGGGCCAACUUUUUUUUAUGAUCAUCAUACGUAUACAUGGAACCGCUUUAAUGAAAUCAAUAUUCUUAUCCGUAAUCUCGAACCUGUGAACUUUCAGUAAUUAAAUUCAAAAUUAAAAUAUUUCAUAUUUGUUCUCAUACAUUUGUUGUAAUAUAGUUUCUAUUUUUCCUUUUACUUCCAUUUUAUCAUUUGUAAUGAGAGACACUCUUCUUCUUCUAUUUCAUAUUUGUUCUCAUACAUUUGUUGUAAUAUGGUUUCUAUUUUACCUUUUAUCUCCAUUUCAAAAUUUGUAAUUGGAGUUUCAGGAAAAUUUAAAGAUGUAAAUACUGCGUAUAGCAGCAUUAUUAUGUUCAGCGGAUUGAACAUUUUACCUUAAAAGUUAUAAACAUUGUAUAUACAUACAUGUUUUUGAAAUAUAAUUAAUCAUAAUUCAAAGAAUAAUAUUGCUUUAUUAUUAAAUGCAAUAUAUUUAUGAAAUUUUGUACUGACUUCGUGAAAUCGUGUUUCAGUAGAUAACAACUAUCCAAUAGAAUAACAUUAUGUAAUAUAUGGGCAAAAUCUUUUGAUAUCUGUAUUACACGACUUUUUCACUAAGAAAGAAAUCCACACAAAUAUCCGCCUCCGAUUUUCAUAAAUUUGUAAUGUAGUUCUUUAGAUCAAAAUAACAUGAUAUGUAUUUUUUUAUAUGUGUCCUUUCGUAAGUUUAGGGGGUGAAAUAUCCCUUUGAAAAAAAUCAGUUUUUUCAUUCAAAUAUAAUAAAAACUAUAAGAGAUAGAAAAAAAUAUUUUCAAUAAAUACAGCACGCAUUUGUUACAAUUUCAUAAUUGUUACAAUCAUAUAAUUCAUUAUGUGAAUAUUAAAUAUUUUUAUUGUUUUCCUUGUCUUCCUUAUUGAUAAAUAAUGAUCCUGAUUGAUAAUUGAGUAAAGUUGUUUUUUGUCUUUCCUUAUUGAUGAUAGAGAAAAAUAAAAACUUAAUUAUAAAAUUUUCAUAUUUUUUACUCUAUCCUUCGCAUAAAUAUUUAUAAUUAUAAAUUUUUUUUUCUCUUUAUAUUUAUUCGUUAUUUCUCCAUAUGUUCUUCAUUUUCACAAGCUCUUUCUUGCCUCUCAUGCACCAUUUGUAUUAAUAUUCCUCUAUCAACAUCUCUGGAUCGAUUAAUGUCAGUACCUCUGUUGAGGACUUGUCCUUCACUAGAAGUUGUGGGCUGAUUGUAUUCUGUUGUAACUGGCAGAUUUCCAUGAGCUUUUCCUUGCCUCUCACGAAGUAUUUCUAUUAUUCUUCCUCUAUCAAUAUAUUUGGACUGAUUAUUAUCAGAAUAUCUCUGAUCAAGGAAAGAUCAUACAACAGCGACAAGAAUGUUUUCUUGCAUUUAUCACAUAUUGGAGAAGGAAACUAUGUAUAACAAAGUUUAAAUCCGACAAUAACGAAAAACAAUAAUAAGAAAUAUAAUUACUUAAUGUUAUUUAUAUAAAUAAUAAAGUAUCUUUGGCAGAUGAACAUCACACUUCGCACAAGGCAUGUCUAUUUUAAACACACAAUUUUAAAAUUAUCAAUAGAUAGACUGCAUAGAUAGACUACAAUACAUUACAUGUAUUAUCGCCAAUAUACACAGAAAUAUGUGUCAUUUCGUUCGCGCAAUUUAAAAAAAUUCGUUUUCAUAUCUUCAUACAAUGACUUUAUUACAUAUUGAAGUGAUACAUAAACAUUUCGCCGACUAUACGUGAUAAAAACUUUCGUCAUUUAAUUCAGAAAUUAGUUUGUCUCUAUCGUCAUUUCCUGUAAGGAAAAAUAUAAGUAGAAUACGUGCUGCGUACGAACGGGUAUGGAUAGCACAUGCGUAUAUAAGAGUUUAUAAUUUUUCUUUGAAAAUGAUAUAUCAUAAAAUAACUUUAUCAUAUAUAGUGAAUAUUGAAUUCAUAUUGAAAUAGUUUAAUUUCGUUAUUAACAAAUUUUACAAUUUGAAAAAUAAGAAAUAGGGAAAUAUUGAAAAAAAAAAAUGUUUUAUUAACUAAACUUGCGAAAGGGCACAUAUAAAAAAAUACUUAUUUGUUAUUUUGAUCUAAAGAACAACAUUUUACAAAUUAAUGAAAGUCGGAAGUGGACACUUGUGUGGGUUUCCUUGUAAAAUGAUACAAAAGAGCAAGAAAUGUUUCUUUACAAUGUUGUAAAGCAAAAAUAAUGGUUAAAUAAACAAAUUUAUGUAUGUACAGUCACAAAUAAUACAUCGUGAAACGAUGGAACAUAUUGAAUUACUCACGCUCACUCUUAUACUAUUACUUAUAUAUAACAUAUACUCCUUUCAUUAUGUUUAUUCACGAUUUGCGUCAGGUUCACAAACGUGACCGACAACAUAUUUUCCUGCACUUCAAACAUAUUUAAAAUUUAACUAGCUUGUUAUGAAGCUUUUAUUAGACUUUUGAUUAAACUGAUGAUUUAAUCAUAGAUCUAUGAUUAUACAGAAUGGAAAUAAGAUAAGGCGGAAAUAAAGACGAUGGCGGAUCAUCAUAUAAGGCUUCACAAUUGAUGAUGUGUGUAUAUGAAUAAUUAUGUUGAAUAUUUGCAAUUAAAAGUAACAUCAUACUAUAAUUAUGUGACGCAUGAUUUCGUAUGCGUCGUUUUCAGUAUAUGCCAUGUGUGGAUACAGUAGAAACUUCGCGUUAAUAAACAUGAGCGAUCUUGCAACUCCUUGUAUCGCUUCUAUCGUAGUAGUUAAACGUCACAACUUACAAAAAUAGACUCACAAACUUUUCGUAACUAAAGUUUCACUUUCAGAGAACGUAUAUAUAUAUUUUUCGUAAAGACAAAUUGUGAGAAUAUAUGACUACUGCUGUGUAUAAAAUAAUUAGUAUUAUCAUUGUUGUUAUCGUUAUGUUGAAACAUUUAUUUUGAUUAAGUAUACAGUAUAACGUUGCGGAUAUAUAAAAGUAUUCCCAUUUAUUUUUCGAAAAGUCCAUAUGUCGGAGAAACCAUUAUAUACAUAUAAUUGGAUUUGGCAUAAAAUAUUCCUUCAUUUGGAACAGAAUUCUUAGAUUAUAAAAAAAUUGGUAAGUGAUGGGGAUGUUUAAAAUUUUAACAUUAAAAAAAACAUUAAAAGAUUGAUUAGGCACAUACAAAAAAAUACGUGUCUCUUAUUUUGGUCUACAUUACAACAUCAAGCUUAUCCAAAAAAAAAGGAACCGCCUCAUGUUUCCUUAUAAGUGAUUAUAGGUUCAUAUAUAAUAAACGUACUGCAAAAAAUUUUUCGGUUUUGCGAAUUUCCCUUGUUGGUCCAUCCUGUACGUUAACGGUGUGAUCAGCAAUUAUUUGUUAAUAACAAACGCUACAAACGACGUCGCAAGUCGGAAUUAUUGUCGCGAUUGCAGAGCGACGAGAAGCAAUACUCGCGGCCUCGUUUCACUGUUAUAUUAAUUAAUGGGAGAGCGUGUGUGAGUGGGUGAGUUGCGAAUGCGCAUAUAAUACGUUUUACACAAAAGAUUAAUCCUGAACAGUAUAAAACAUCCUUCUUUUUACAUGGAGAAUUAUGAAUGCGAAUGAUGCCCGCGUAUACAUGUAUGUGUUACAUUAUCAAACAAAAAAAAUAUAUAUGUAAAACAUAAUUUAUAUUACAUCGCAAAUAUCGUAUAUAUACAUAUAACGAUACAUUUUAUAAUAAAAUUCGAGAUUUAUCACGCGAAACAGCUCGCAUAAUUGUAAUGCGUGACGAGGAGUCGAGUGGAGUCUCGAGGAAACUGUUUAGAGAACCGCACGGUUAUUUUACUUCUAUUUAAUUUUAUAAUCAUAGAGUAUACGUAUAUGUAUGGAAACGGUCUCGUGCGAAAUUUAAAAAAACUGGGAGCCCGUCAGACGUUGUUUAUACUGUCGAGGGUUAAAAGAUGCACGGAACAAUGUAUGUGUUUUCUAAAAUAAUAUAUCGUGAUAAAACAAUAAUGUCGUGUGUGGUAAAUAGCGAUGAUUAUCCUCGUUAAUCGCGUUUUUACAGUGCGUGGGUGUUUUAUUGGAGACGUUGCAAGAAUUUAUCUCGUUUUUUCUAUAGAACUACGAUCUUAUUGUGUAAAAACCGCUUCGUGACGAUCCGUGAGCCGCAAUGCGCCGAAUUCGCAAUGAUAGUUAUUGUCCGUGAAAAAGAAAGAACAAAAAGAAGCAUUUGAAGAAAUAGAAUCACGUUUACUCGAUCUCGUCUGUACACACAUCGACGAGCCAUCAAAUGUUAUCCCGCGUUACGUGGCACGUGUGAAAAAUCACAGAGAAAAUUCCGUCGCGAAUUGCGGACCGUCCGAAGCGGAUUCUCAAGAAAAGAGUACAAGUUUUUCCCUAAAGCGAGGAAUAUAAAGAAACGAAAAGAAAUAAAAAAAAAAAAAAAACAUUACGAAACAAAUAUACACAAUUGUAUGUAAAAUUAGAGUAAAACAUCUGACGACGUUAUCGAGGUGUAUAUCCCUCGGUAGUCCCGCAAAGGGCCGAGAAUCAUAGAGAAAAAAAAAAUUGUGUGCGAAGAUCCAUACGAUGUAUUAACGAUAUAUCAUUCAAUUCAGUUACCGAUCAGUUGCGCCGGCGAACACGUUCCGUUGCUCUCUCUCCUUCUCUCUCGUUUACGUAACAGUUUGCGGCACAGCCGAUCCGCGCCGAUCGGCUGCUUGUGUCUACCAUUGUUUAUCGUUUGUAGCGAUUGUUCGCUGUUGACAAGAAACACGACGCGAGCCUUGGCAGGAUCGACCCGCGAAGCGACGUUGCGUCACGCGCGGCCGCGCCGUUGUUGCAAAUUACGUUUUACAUACCGCGGGACGCACUCACGUUGCUCCCAUUUUUGCGAAGCGAUUGUUUCUUGACGAGCCGUCAGAGGAAGAACUUCCUGAUCUCAUGAGCGGGCGAAGGCUUUCCGCGCUGUAAACCGCGAAGGGCGAGAGUUGUCCUGGCGAACGCCUCUUUUUGCGCGACGCUUUGGCACUGCAACGACGAUCACAGUUAAAGUCGUUAACUCUGCGAACAGUAUGAAAAAUAUUUAAGGUAAAAUUAUCAAUAUGCCUGGAUACUAACACCAAUACUUAACUCUGGACAUUCUUAUUGUCUUUAUGAAGACGAAUAUUUGAGCUUUUAAUUUGGGAUAUACAUACAAACAUAUAUUGAAUAUAUUGUAUAUUCUAUGUAUAUUUGCGUGUUCUAUGUGUAUAUGUGGAAGUUGAAAUAUUCGUACCUAGAAACCAAAACAACAAGUAUGUCUAGAGUUAAGUGCCAGUGUUAUCAGCGUACGGGAAUUCGUACUUUCACCUCGUAUAAAUAUAUGAGGGUUUUUGUGUCAACACUUGCAUGUUUAUGUCUGAGGGACACUUGAAGUUCGCGAAUUGUAAGGAUCAGUUUGAGAUGAUCGAUCGAGGAUCUGUCGGUGGUCGGGAACGGAAUUGAUGGUAAUUUCCCGCCUAACUUCUGUCAACAUCUUCGAGGCGGACGGGCUCGUUUUUCAUACUGUUCGGAGUUAAACGAACAGGCGAAGUCGAGGGUCGAUAAAGUGUGCUCUUCGCGGCGAAAGGGUGGAGAGAUGAGGAUAAUGGUUUCUCGUAUCGUGGAGAUAGAGAGGAAGGGAAGGAAGCAGAGAGCGAGAGACAGAUAUUCGUAAUGUUGCACAGCAACGAUUUGCGCGACGCUCGCUGUGCUUUGGAUAUUUUUGUACCUUGCGCGAUAUGAAAGUCCGAUUACGUAGUUUUCCGCGAUAGUUUUGCCGCGGACUAACGCCGCGGCUUUUCGAUACGUUAGUGAUCCUUUGCGAACGUAUUCUCGUAUUAAGAAACUACUAUGUGAUGUUAUUUCUAAUUUGUAAUAUCUGCGACAAUUUAUCUGCGUAAGAGAAAUGCAAUUAAUAAAAAGAGAUAUAUAUGUAUAUAUAUAUCAAAGAGGA
This is a messenger RNA of Odontomachus brunneus, 15855 nucleotides long. Its product is annotated as protein charybde-like. The coding region runs from base 94 to 573 and encodes 159 amino acids. NCBI's taxonomy places the organism in Eukaryota, Metazoa, Arthropoda, Insecta, Hymenoptera, Formicidae. Gene Ontology annotation, cellular component: cytoplasm. The transcript has 4 exons. Gene Ontology annotation, biological process: apoptotic process; negative regulation of signal transduction; regulation of TOR signaling. The record is from RefSeq and is a predicted model, not a curated record.